AUGGAAGAGAGAAAAUUUUAUAGUAAACUGUGUGUUGCUAGAAGCCUUAAAUCUUCUGUCGGUAAAAGAUGUUUAAAUGAAUUUGUUCCAUCUGGCUGGGACAAACUUUCUUAUAAUUUAGCAACAAUACUAGUGAAAGAUAAAGUAGUUGUUGCAGUAAACUUGAGAGUCUUAUCCAACAGGUGUGAAAUUUCCAUUGCUAAGGAUGGUGUUUGGCUUGAAGAAGAUCAUAAAUAUGUUAACAAAAUUAAAGAAACCCUGGCAAAUAUAUCUAAAGAUGCUCCCAUGACAUUCAAACAGACACAUAGCAGAGAGGAUAUGAUAGAUUUAUCUUCAACUAUAUUGAAUUACUGUUCUAAAAUAAUCAGGAAUAGAUCAGAUAAACUUAGGAAAAGUAUAACCGAGAAUAAAGAUGAAAAUUAUAUUAAGUCUUUUUUAGAGUUUGUUAAGACUAGAAUCAAUGUUGAUGACAUAUACAAUGAUGAGAAAAUAGUUUCUAUAUCCACUGUUUGUUGCGAGUGGGAUCAUGCGUUGAAUCUUUGUUUGGUAUCACAAAUUUUGUAUGUAAAACAAAAUACACACUUAUUUUCUCAUAUGGAUUUGCAAUUAUUGGAUCCUGUUGUGAUGAUUCAACCCAUUUUACCAUGGAAUGAUAUUGUCAAAGAAUUUGUUGAUCAAGUAGAAUAUGGAUAUUUAAAGGAAGCAUGUUUGAAAGAUUCUAUGAUAAAGAGAAAUCUAAAACAUAUAUAUGGUGGCAUAAAUGUGGAACUGAAUUGUGAAAGUUCUAAUGAAAUAUAUUUACACCCGAUAUUGAACAUAUUGACCAGCGUAAUGAAUCAUGAAGAGAAAAGGAUUUUUAUAGCAGUUUCAAAGAGAACUUGUUUUUUAUGUGAUUUGUAUAUCAGAUUCGUACGAGACAAAGGAUAUAAUAUUAUCUUUUCUGGAUCACAAAAGUUUUAUAAGAAGUUAUAUAAUCGAUGGAAACUUCCAGAUAGGUACAAGGAAGAAUUCAUGUCAUUUGCUCAACUGGAACUCGAUCAGAUCAUAGGUAAUGAAAUAAAAUACGAAUUAAUAUAUGAUUCAUCUGAUGAUGAGGCAUUAAGUAUGGAGUAUGAUGAAAAAGAAUUCGAAAGGUUUAAGAAUAUGCCAUUUAUUCGACUUUAA
Rhizophagus irregularis DAOM 181602=DAOM 197198 is the source of this 1164-nucleotide messenger RNA. RefSeq lists its product as uncharacterized. Lineage: Eukaryota; Fungi; Glomeromycota; Glomeromycetes; Glomerales; Glomeraceae. The record is from RefSeq and is a predicted model, not a curated record.